Molecule: messenger RNA, 1884 nt
Organism: Colletotrichum phormii
Lineage: Eukaryota; Fungi; Ascomycota; Sordariomycetes; Glomerellales; Glomerellaceae
Product: C6 zinc finger domain-containing protein
Exons: 1
Coding region: 1-1884 (627 amino acids)
Source: RefSeq, a predicted model, not a curated record
AUGAUAGCGCGGACAAACCAAGCGCUCAUGACGGAUAACCUCAUGAAGCUGUACCACGACGUAAUGGAGGGCGCGCUCUCGUGCUGGCUGGUGGAGCAGAAUUGUCCAUACAUCCUAUCCCCCUCACAGCUGGAGCGCUCCAGUCUCGGCGGCGACGCGCGAUGUCACGACCCGACGCAAAUUCAUCUCAACCUGCCCAACAGGAUCUACCGCCGCGUCUUCAAGCUGGAUAAAUCCCUCGUCUCGCUGGGUCUCAAACCUCUCAGCGUAUCCGAAGACCGGAGGGCCACGAAAGCGCUGCAUCUCGCCAUCAUGGCGUUCACGGCGCAGUGGGCGCAGGGAAGUCAACGGAGUCAAGCGCGGUACCAGAAGCCCAACGGCUUUGGGGAAUCAAUGCCGGGAACCGAACAGGAAUUCGACGCGGCGCUGCAGAUAUCCUUCUGGAACCAGGCGCAGCGGUGUCUGGACGAUUGUGCAGGGGUGGACUCGUUCAAGGUGGCCAUGGCGGAGCUCCUCUUUGGCCUGACGCAGAAGAACCAGGAGAGCGCGGAGGGGAUCGGCUGGGAGUUUAGCGAAGGGAUGGUCGGUCAGAAUCAGCUCGGGUACGAUUACGGCAGCGGAGACGGAAACGACUGGGAGGCGCCGGGCACGAAGGAAAAGGUGCAGACGGCGCUGGACGAGGAAGGAUACUCGCUCUACGUCGAGCGCGGCGCGCGGCGCCUGCACGUUCUCAAGCGCAGAUCUGAAAACUUUGAGAGGAGGAAACGCGUAAAGGCACGCGGCGCCAACGCGAGGGUCGAAUCCGUGGGAUGGAGUGGCUGCGGCGGAGAGGAUGCCUACGGCGAAGAAAAGGCGACAAUGAAGAUGCUCUUCUGGCUCGCCAUCAUGUUCGACACCCUAUCCUCCGCAAUCUCCGACAGACCGCCCGUCGUCUCCGACGAAGACAGCCGCGAGACAAAGAAGCAACACUCACCACCACCCAAAGACGAAGACGACGACACCACCACCACACACCCCACGCCCUUACCAGAAGGCUGGAACGACCAAUUCAUCAUCAAACGCCACCAGAAACUCGCGCCCUUGCGCUGGCCCUGCCCCACCGACACCUUUGAGCGCGAACUCCGCGACGCGGCGCCCGUCAAAGUCUUGCUGUUUCGCAAAAUCACGCGCAUCCAAGCUCUCUCGUCGCGCGGCUCCGCGUCACCGAGGAUCAUCGAGGACGCGAUACAAGAUGGGUUGGCGGUGUACCGCCACUGGAAUAUGAUGUACGGCCCGCUGUUCCGGGAUUGUAUCGAGCACCACGACGCGCUGCCGUCCAAGAUCCAGAGCUGGUAUAUUUGUCUGCUGGGACACUGGCUUCUUGCGGCGAUGAUGAUGGCGGAUUGUAUCGCGCUUGUGGACGAGCAGGGGCUCGGUAGCGCUUCGCGCGCCGCGGAGAGGGGGCAGAGCGGGCUGGUGGGCGAUUUGAGGCGCGCGAGCGUGCGUGAGGUGUCGGAUCUCGCGAGGGCGGCUACGCCGCAGCAUGACGAUGGCGGGUUGGGCGUGUUGUUGGAUUUUCAUCCGGCUGUGAAGGAGGGGGCUUUGCUUACGGAGCCGUGGACGAUGGUGUUGAUUAGGUCGUUUGCGAUGGCGGGGACGCUGUUGCUUGAGGAGGCGGGUGGUGGGUUGGGUGUUGGGGAUGAGGUUGUUGCGGAGGCGCUGGAUCGGUGUGAGGAUUGCGUCAAGGCGUUGUGGUAUCUGGGGCGCAAGUCGACAUUAUCGAGGCAGGUUGCUGGGAUCUUGGGGGCCGGGGUGCUUGCGGAACGGGCGAAGGGGUUGAGUGUUGAGGGCAUGGUUGGGAGUCAGGAUUCUUGGAGCGUUUUUGGGCCUGUGGAGAUUAUGUGA